CGAGCCCACAGGCAAAGCAGGCCUUCCUCACUCUCUUACCAUCGCCAUGAUCUUCCACACAGGACCAACGAAGCCUGCCCUGGUGCUGCUUGGCUGUAUAGGAACCUGGCUGGCCAUCUGCAGCUUGUCCUUCGGUGCCCCAAUACCGAAGGAAGACUUAAGAAUUACACUUGACAACUUGAAACAAGAGUCUAAGGAUCUUUAUGAAAACUAUACCAGAAAGGAGGCAUAUGGGAUGUCAGCGGAUGAGUCCCUACAGCUGCCGUGUUUCAACCUGGCCCGGGAAGCAUUAACCAACAUCUCAAUCAUCAUAGCACAUCUGGAGAAAGUUAAAGUGUUGAGCAAGAACACAGUAGAUACUUCUUGGGUCAUAAGAUGGUUAAAAAACAUCAGCUGUUCCAACCCACUGAAUUUAAACAUUUCUGUGCCUGGAAACACCGACGAAUCCUACGAUCGUAAAAUGUUCGUGCUUAUGGUUUUAAAGCAGUUCUCAAACUGCAUGGCAAAACUGCAGGCUGAGGACAGUAUAUGCUGAGUGAUGGGGGUGAGGGGGGGGGAACUAGUGUCCUCAGCAGUGCCUGUCCUUCGAGGGCCAAGCUUGCAACCCAGGACUUAACUCCAAAGGGACUGUGCGGUAGUUACUAGUCAUGUUAUUUAUAUGGUUUUUUUAUUCUGUCCACUGAAAUCUUGUUCUUCUACCCUGUAGGGACUAGAAGUGGCAGCUAUAUUUAUUUAUUGGUAUUUAUGUACUGAGUUUGUUAACGCUCCACGGAGGAGCCCUCUCAGAGUCUAUUUAAUAAAUUAUAUUGACCUGAUC
Mus pahari (shrew mouse) is the source of this 817-nucleotide messenger RNA. It is a transcript of the gene Il31, whose product is annotated as interleukin 31. The transcript has 3 exons. Gene Ontology annotation, molecular function: cytokine receptor binding; cytokine activity. Bases 47 to 535 code for a protein of 162 amino acids. The record is from RefSeq and is a predicted model, not a curated record. NCBI's taxonomy places the organism in Eukaryota, Metazoa, Chordata, Mammalia, Rodentia, Muridae.